GAAGCACGUGCCUCAGAUGACAGGAGGUCCUGUGAAGGAUGGUCACGAUGACUACAGACGCGGCCUGGCCGCUGGUCCUCCAGGACCUGGAGUGCCUGGUGGCGGUGGCAAUGGCCGCGGUGCUCGCUAUUAUCUUAGACCCGAGUACCAGAUUCAAGCCCCCCGACAUCACGACCCCACCCCCAGACAUGACUACCCUACCCCCAGAGACUACCUCCCGCCUGAGAAACUCGACGAUAUCUACAACCGUCACAAGGAAGAUUUCUUCGGGCAACACCGCAUCAAAGAGCGCGACGAUCUUCCUCCGCCUGCGGGUUAUGGUGGUCCUCCAAGUCCCGAUGAUCCCUUCGCGCGGCCCCGGCCGCAGAGGCCUCCCACUGACCGCUACCCUAGAAUGCCCCAGGAGUACGGCCCGGCUGUUCCCCCUGAGUAUCCCCCCAUGUAUACGCCCCCCACUACGGUUGCUGGUCCCGGACAAGAACGCGUUUCCAGAUUGCUCGAACUUUAUGGUACGUUGGACGGACGUGGUGCCGUGCCUGCGAGAUCUCAUUCCGACUUGUACGGAUCAUUGGACGGUCGCGGAUCCCGCCUCUCUGACAUUUUUCCGACGAGCGAGGCCGCCCGCUUACGACAAACGGCCGAGUUCCGCAACAAUGACGAGACGCGUUCGCUCUCGGGUCGCGAUUGCAGCAAUCUCGCCGAAAUGUAUCGCAGACGUGAGCUACCUCCCGCCCCUCCCGAGUAUCGCCUGCACGACUACCGCUCGCCGCCCCGACACGACUUUAGGAACCAACAGAAGCCGCCCAUCGAUCAAGACGUUAUUGAAAAUCCAAUGUACGAAGUGGAUCGUCGGGCCACUCCUCGAACCCCCGGACCUCGGACUCCUACCCCGAACCCUCCGACGCCAUCGCACCCGCAGCACAUGGCGCCCCACCUUCACCACCACCUGGGCCGUACCUCGCCCCGGCCUGUGCAGGAGGUGCGCUACACGCAGGCCAUCGCCAAGCAGGAGGAUGCCAUCAGGGCCAACUACGUCUUGUUCGGCGAACCAAGACGCAUCGUACCCGUGGGAGGUCGACCAGACGGGCAGCGCGCGAACAGCACUCCAAAUGCUGCUCUUGGGAGUAACCUUGCUGCUGCUGCUGCUGCCGCUGCUUCUCGACAGCAGCAGCAGCAACAACAACAGCACAUGCUUCAGCAGCAACAGCAACAACAGGUUUCUCUGCAGCCUCCUCCAUCUCAGCAACAGCACGGUGGCCAUCCGAUGGGUGGGGUUCCUCCUUCUCACGUUUACCAGCAAGCUGCUGGCCACCCGAGUAUGUCUUCGCACGGCAGUGGCGGUCCUUCAGCGACCAGUUCUUCUAUGGUGCCGUCGCACCUACAACCACCCACAUCCCAGCACCAGCAGCCCCAAUCUCUACCAACAGUGCAGCAACCCCAGCAGCAAUCCCAACAACAACAACAACAGCAGCAGCAACAACAACAUUCGGUGCCCCCUAACACCAAUACCCUCGGGCACCACUCACACCCGAGCAACAGUUCCGCCACUCCUGCGCACUCCUAUGCUGCCGCCACCAGCAGACAAGCUGGUUCCUCCGCACCUCCCAUGACCCUGGCUGGCAGGAUGUCAUCUAACAACACCGUUUCUUCCAAUAAUUCAAUGUCCACCUCCUGUCCCCCUUCUGCUUCCAAUGUUGGCGGACUUACUAACCAAAACGGAAAGCCUCGCUACGCCCCCAACUCCACGCAAUCCCGCAAAGAACAAGUUAGAGAGUUCGUGAAGAAGGAGACCCGGGAGUUCUUUGGCCUGGACGAGGGCUCGGAGGAGAGCCAGCGUCAGCGGUGGGAGGAGAAGCGGCGGCGGCUGGCGUCUCGCAAGUACGGACAGCUCAAGGAGAACUCGACUUCGCUGUCCGCUUCCCUGUCCGCGUCCGCCGCUGCCGGCUUCGGCGUCGGUGUUGGUGGCAGAUGCGCCGCGUCCUCCGCCACCGUGGCCGUGGGAGGCGCCAACAGUAACGCGGCAGGCGGCUACCACAACCACCACCAUCACCACCACGGCCACUACGCUGGAAACUCCUUCAAUAAUGACUUCCAUUCACUGAGAGACCUUCCCGAGAGCGUGUGGCGCGAGAGUGGCGACUAUGGCGUGUGGCCCAAGCCACCGCCACAUCGCGGCAAGGACUCAGUGGCUAAGAUGACAUGGGAUGGCAUUUCCUAUAUUGUGGCGACGGUGUCAAAGCGCCGUGCCAAGAGCCAGGCCUCCGGCACCCCGGGCGGGCAGUCGAAGAGCCGCAGCUAUGCGCCCACCAGCGUGCACUCACUGGACAGCCUCGCCACAGACCGCCUCAUCUCGCACUCCGACUCCUCGCCAGCCUCCUCCUCCUCUUCUGCCUCGACCCAGCCCACUGACCAGUACACUGCCGAACUGCUGCAAGAGGAGGUUUUCUUUGACGGGAAAGUCGCCAGCACUCCAGAGGGCGACGCCGCUAACGAUAGCAACAAAGAAGGUGGUAACUCCGGCAAGUCUCACUACCACCCGACACUGAACCAGCACGAGUGGUACCGGCCCUCCACGGCGGCCACCUCGACCACCACUCCUGGCAGCCUCUCGUCCGCUGCUGAUGGCCUCGAUGUCGGCAUGGCGUCCUCCAGUGGCCGGCUGGAGGCGCGUGUGGGCAGAUCACGCAUCUGGAAGCGCAUCCUCGACCACUGCUUCGACAACUCAGACCGUCGUCAGUACGGCAUGGGCGUCUCAGGCCGCCUCUUCGGCCGCUCCUUCAGACACAUGAGAAACAGAGGCAGCCUGCACAGACACGAUGUUAACCAGGUGAAGCACCAGCUGGACGAGAUGGAAGACUACAGACCUUACUUCACGUGGUGGGUGAGUUUCGUGCAGGUUGCCGUGUUCCUGCUGUCCAUCCUCUGCUAUGGCAUCGCCCCGUACGGCGUCAGCGUCAAGCAGCAGAGCGGGCAGGUGCUGAUGGCAAGCUUGUCUAUCCAGACUGUCGCCUAUUGGGAGCCAGAGAACUUCUGGUGGGGGCCGAGAGCGGCCGAUCUGAUCCAUCUGGGCGCAAAGUUUGCGCCGUGCAUGCGUAAGGACGAGAAAAUUUUCCGCGACAUCGAAGAGCAGAGGAGGUCGGAGCGCGAGACUGGCUGUUGCAUCAGGAACGACGACUCGGGCUGCGUCCAGUCUUCCAGGAGGGAGUGUUCGCCUUCCGGGAAUGGAGUGGAAGCUGAAUCGACACGCGUGUCCGUGUGGAAGAAAUGGAGCGAGCUCGCCAAAGGCCCCAACGGCCGUCUCUCAGGCUCUGUGUGUGGCCAGGACCCUGACUACUGCAAAGAACCAGCGUCGGUGCCGCCGCACGAAUGGCCUGACGACAUCACGCGCUGGCCGAUCUGCCGUAAGCGCACUUCUAUCCAAGCGGUGCGCAAGUUCCACGCGGCCGAGCACAUGGCGUGCGAGGUGAUAGGCCACCCUUGCUGCAUCGGCAUUCAUGGCGAGUGUCGCAUCAGCACGCGCGAGUACUGCAACUUCGUCAGGGGAUAUUUCCACGAGGAAGCCACGCUCUGUUCCCAGGUGUCUUGCAUGAACAACGUGUGCGGUAUGGUACCUUUUCACAGUCCCGAUCAUCCAGAUCAAUUCUACAGACUCUGGACUUCGCUUUUUAUACACGCCGGAGUGUUCCACCUCGCCAUCACCUUAUUUCUUCAAUUUUUCUGCAUGAGAGACCUGGAGAAGCUCGCUGGUCCAGUGCGUAUCGGCCUGAUUUACAUCAUCUCGGGCAUCGCUGGUAAUUUAGCUUCAGCUAUUUUCGUGCCCUAUAGAGCAGAAGUAGGACCGUCUGGAUCCCAGUUCGGGCUUCUUGCUUGUCUUUUCGUCGAAGUAAUCAAUUGUUGGCCGCUCAUAAGACAUCCUUGGUCGGCCUUGGGACGGCUUGUGGGCUUGACAGGAGCCCUCUUCCUCAUAGGACUACUGCCGUGGGUAGACAACUACGCACACAUCUUCGGUUUCAUCUUCGGCUUCCUGUUGUCGUACGCGCUUCUGCCGUUCGUAUCGUUCGGUCCCUACGACAGGCGGCGUAAAGUGCUCCUAAUCUGGGUCUGCCUGUUAGCUGUGCUCGUUAUGCUAAGCGCCCUCAUCAUAUUGUUUUACGUUACACCAAUUUACGAGUGUAAAAUAUGUGAAUAUCUCAACUGCAUACCCUUAACCUCUGAACUGUGCGCUGAGCAAAACAUCAACUUCAAUAGAAAGCACCAUAACUUGAUAUGAAACGAGAACGACCCGUUCAUUUUUCUCUUACCUUUAGAUUACCGUAAAUAGGUUGUGGCUACCACUUUUCAGGCCUAGAAUAUUGCAAUUUUGAGCUUUAAUUUAACGGCAAUCUCUAUUACGUGGCUGUCGGAUGAAUGAAAGCAUUAUUGCAUGCGAAUGAUCUUUAUUAAUUGUGAAUGAUAUGCAGUUCUGACGCAAAACAUCAGGAAAUAACCGAAGUAAUUUAUUCUAAAACAGCUCCAUUCGCUCAGCACGAGCUCGAAUAUCUCAUAGGCUUGAUCAAAUGGUAGCGUCAACGUGUUUGGGGUGUAGGUAUCGCAUUGUACAACUUUAUCAAUUUAGUCUGUGUAAAGUAUCUUCCACUAAGAAACAAAAUUGUUUAGUGUAAACAAAAUUUUAUUGAAUGGGAAAAGGUAAUAAAGAAGAAUUCUAGUUCAUUCUCCAGAGCAAGAUUCGAUUGUAAUAAAUUUUCCACUAGAUCAUCCAUCACACUGUUCUUGCCAAUAGUUGAAAUGUUGAAUCCUGUACUGAAUAAUUAUAAAUUCCACAUAAUGAUCUUAAUAAUACGAUCUUGGGUUUAAUCUCAUUAAUAAUAAUCACCGGAGCUUUAAAAUAUUGGGAAGAUACUUUGCUGCAUGCAAGUGAUAAGAUCGUCGCCUUUUGUGUGAAAAGAGACCUUAACUAAUAUUAUACAUGCUCAAUAAAUACUUCACACGGCUGCUUUUAUCUCAUAGUCGUCAGGGAUUUUCUGAACUGUUGUUUGGAGGGGAGAAAUGAACAUAAAUUGCUGUCAAGUUGUGCGCAUUGCGGAGAAAAAGUUUCAAGUUGACGUAUUUCGUUAUCAAAGUUGAUCGGUCGGCAUUUGGAAUGUUUUUGUGUUUCGAAUUUCGGUGUGAAGGAAUUUGCGAUUUUUAAAAUAAAUACAAUAAGAAAAUUUAUUUCAAUAUUAAUUUUUUAUGUAUUUCUGAACGGUGGCAUUAUCAAAAGGGCAUCGAAUACAACUCUUUCAAUAAAAAAUCUUGAACUAACCACAGAGUUCCUGAAGAAAGUGAUUAUCUCAAUUCAUUACAUUAAAUGAGUGUAAUGGUUUCUCCGCCAGAGGCAAAUAAUUUAAUUGCGUUGAAGUAAUCAGUGUGAAAAGAAUGCGAACGUCUUGAUGUGGAGGUGAUGUGUAGACGUCUAUUGAAGUUGAUGUCCUGCCCUCAGGGCCAGGUAUACCUUUUUGUGUGUAGCGUUCCAUUGUUCCAUGCAUCAUCGUGACGUCUCAUCAGACAAAUCCUGAACUUGCAUCAGAAUAUAUCAGGUGAAUCAACGACUCAAUAUUCCCGAUCCUAAAACUUGACUUCCCUAAAGAUGUUACGAGAUACCGAAUGACUUGUGUUUUAUAUUUAUGAACUCUUUGCUUUGAUUUAAUUCGACUAAUUUGCAUUUCAAGUUCUACUUUCAUUCCUAUUUAUCUACUUUGUAAUGAAUUUCUUUCUUUCGAUUAAUGUAACUUUGUUGUAGUCAUGUACUUGAUUGAAGCUCAUUCCAUCGAAUGCCGUUUCAUUGAGACACUUAUUCUUUCUAAUUCAUCUAGUGAGCCAAAACAUUUUUUCAAACAAAGGUUCCACUAUGAUAUAUACAGGAUAAGCAAUUUUCUUUAAGGUCAUUGCAUCCUGUGUGCUCAUAUAUGGAAGAAAUAAUUAAAUUGCUUCACUAUACUUGUACGGUAGCGGUAACUAGCUAGGUGCAAGGCCUGAUUCUAACUAAGUUGGCAGAUUCCUGCUGACCAUAUUUGCACUCAGUUUUCAGCAGGAAUAUAUCUCAACCAAACAUCGAGUGCACAAACCAUAAAACAAGUAAAUUUUGGAGAUGUUUGUUAAAAACUAGCCGAAUUAUCUCACGCCAUUGGUUCCAUGUUUGAAGCUCAAAUGUUAAUGUAAUUAAUUUUUAAUGUCUUAUUAUGCAUAUAACAUUUUUUGUUAGUAUGAAUUAUUUUAAGUUGAGCUGCUUUCUAUGUUUUUAGUGAAACGAAAAGUUGACAUGUUGAGUUGACCGCAAAUGUCUUUUAAAUACCUACUAAAACGUGACGUUUCUCGAAAUGAAAGGUUGUGCAAUCGCUUUAUUUAUUUUAAUGUUUACCAAACGAGUCGCCUGUGUUUUGUAGCGCAAUAAGAAUUUGAUGUUAUGUUUUCGGUUAGAAAUGCAAUGCAAAGUUAAAAGGUAUAAGUAAAGUCGAGUUUAAAGUGGUUGUCAAGAUGAGACUUGCCGUGUUAAACUAGUAAAUUGACAAACCAAGUUUGUAUCAUCAUAGUUAAUUGUUUUUUAAGAUACUUUGAACUCAAUUUCUUUAGAAAUUGAACCAAAUUUCGAAAUUAUCUCAAUAUUUCCUCAUCGGUUUAAGCUCGAUGAAAGAACCAUCCAAAAUUCCUCAAUCGUUCCCUUUUUUUUUUUUGAGGCUAAGUUUCUAACUGUUCUUGCAGUUAUUUGUCAUCUUUGAUUUUCAAGUGACGGAAUUUCUUAUGGACAAGAAUCUCACUGCAUUAGCUCUUCCAUUUCAACUCCGAAGCAACUUUUAUUUUUUCGGAGGAGUCGAUGGCUCAGGAGCGGUCAGGUAACUCAUCUUCCAUGGCUUCGAGAAAAUAUUGAUAUUCGACCUCCCUGUCACAAAAUAUGUCUGUAUGUGUAUGUAAAGUUCAUCUUCGUAUAGUGUUCAUCCCACUCACCGAAUCAUUCAACUUAUAUGAAACUUGUAUGUAUUUAAUCUAGUGUAAAUAACGUAAGUUAGUCACUUGGUUGGUCCGAUGUUUUUUGAUAACCUAUUAAUAUUAUCAUCACUAUUAUUAAUACUAUUAUUUGGCAGUAAGAAGCGUGUCGGUGUGAUCCUCUUAGCUUACGCGUAUUGCGAAGUGAACUAAAAUAAGCUGUAGGGUAAACCAAUCGUCGCCCUAGUCCCCUUAUUCUUCCUCAAUAAACGUAGCAUCUCAACUGACACUUGAUCUCUCAGAAUCACCGCCAUAUCCUUCUCAUUCUGCGUUCCACCGCCUCACUUUUUCUUUUGUCUACUUUCGCCCUUAAAUUAUUUUAUGUAGAAAAUACUCGUACGAUUCAUGAAUGUUAAUUUUUUCAUAGUUGUAGCAUCCCUGUACGAUUUUGUACUUGCAUAGUGUCUUUCCCAAAUGGAAGGAAGGACAGAGCGGUAAAGUUCGUGUCUUUUGUGGCAUCUAGCCAUGGCAAAACAUAGCGAUUCCGAGAUUAAAAUUUAGCGAGUACUCAGAAAACAUCUCCUAAAAUCCCUAUACCGAAAAUACUCUAAAUUUGUAAUUAAUUUUUUACUAGUUUGUUUCGCCCACGUUCUCAAGGGGGAACGUAUGAGAAACAAUGAAAUUAUUUUUGCUGUACGUUGUGCUCAAUAUACUUGGUGUACAUGUUUGUUUGCGCUUAUAAAGAAGAAGCUUUUUUAUGUGCUACAUCACUGAUCAUUGAUUAAUUCGGCAAUCGGUAUCCUCGAGAUUUAUUCUAACAGUAAAACAAACAUACCUGACCCGUUGACAAUAUUUAGUGUCACACGAAACUGUAGAACUCGCAGCCAACUCUACCUAAAUAUUCAAUUUAUUACUUUCAACAUUUUUUCAUUCAUUUAAGAUUUAUGAAAAAUUGGACUUGAUUGUUAAGGCAGGCAACCUCUACGAUCAAUGAUGAACUGUGAGGCGGAGAAAUGGCGACACUUCAUUGAACAUUGGCUGAUUAAUCUGUAGUGGCCGUCUCGUGUAGCAUUACCAGAGUUUGGCAAAAUCUGUAAUUUUAUAUAAGCUUUGUUGAAAAGUACGUUUUUUGAACAAUUUCCUCAUUGUUUUUUGAACUUUAAAAUUAAACUCGGUAAAAAAUAAAAGUGUUGAUACAAUAUACUCUCAAGUCUACAUAACUUGCAUUAGAAUUCGCGAACCGAUAUUACUUUGUUAAUGAAAGUGUUUCAGUAGCAGUGUUCCAAAGUAUAGAAGUUGAAGUUUGUUAUUCCAUAAAAGUUUUACCGGCAGUUGUGGUUCCUUGAAACGAUCGUCUUUCAAUAUACAGAAGCAUUCAUCGAUACCCACUGCACUCUCACGUUUCCAUAGAGGUAAUACCACGUUUUCAUUUAUAUAAUACUAUUAUUACUUUCAAUCAGUUAUCGUGAUAAUUAAAUGACAAGCUCAAUGAAGAUGAUUAAAUGAGAUUAGAGUUGCGAUAAAACUUCUUUUCUGUCUGUUCUCGUUGGGAAGAACUAUUUAUCCUGCAAAUCGCAUUCCACAGCCUGCAUGCAAUUCGCCCGUUAUUUAGAAUUAAUAAAAUAUGAUGUAAGGGAAAUAUCUCCUGAGAUUUUUCCUCGACGAAGUUUCCAUGAAUUUUGAAACUCUUGGGAUUUUCUGGCCUCUAGUCGCUUCUAGGUGCCGUUAGAAUAAAUUUGUGCCAAUUCGAUCUCAUAAGUACUUGCUUGCCCAUUGCAAUUGAUACAUUUCACGAAAUCAUUUUAUUUGUGAAGCCUAAACUCGCUGUUGCUGUAGAGUUGAAUUUUCGCGUACAGUAUUAAGACCGGAAUAAUUACAAGAGCGUUCCGCACUGGGUAGGACCCUUAGAAAGUUACGUACGCUCAUUCAAAUACUGCCAGUCUGACGGUCGAAAAAAGUGAUGAACGUUAUCGUGAAUGCGUUAUGCUAUUUUGAAAAUCCUUCACUUUUAUUGAAGUUGAUACGAUCAAAGAAAAUAAUUUUGAUUAAUGUCCUGAAUCAUUUACGCUGUUACAUUCAGAUUCAUACGAUUGCAGAAAAAAAAAUUCUUCCAAUACGAUUCAAAUUCAAUGAUAGAUCGAAGCACAAUAAUCAGUGCUUCAAGUAAUUUCUUUUCUUACAUUUCGAAAAUAAAAAUCUUUUUAAACAUCUUGUAUCAUCUAUCAAAUCGCGUUAAUAUAAAUAAAUAGUGCUAGAAUUCGUUAUGAAAAUGCUACAUUUCAGCACCAUUAAAUAUGACGAGGAAAGAUAGGCGGGCAUGAAGCCACAUAUUGAGUGAUUCUCUUUCCGAAUUAAAGUUGAACGAUUUCCUCGGAUAGCAUCUUAUACAACUAGCCUAUGCAAGCGCACUGUUAAUAUUCGAAAAGUUGAGUAGCAGUUGAGCAUCAAAGUAGCACAAAUUAUAUCAUCACAAACUUUCAAAUUAUCAUUCGUAGCUCCAAAUUCUUCAAGCGAUUCUCAAUCUCUAUUCAAUAAAUAUCCAUUAAAUGGACGGUUUAUCAUCAAAGUGUGUUACGACAAACUUGAAAUUUGUAGCGCUCGUCGAACGAAACCACCAACUUUCAUAAAUUUCAUGUCAACAGCGGAUCUCGGUAAACUAUACGUAUUAUUAAGGUGGAAAUUUUAAACCUUUACCUACAUUCCAUUUGUGAGGCGGUUAUAUGUUCGUUCAUUUGUUGUAUAAAGAAGGCAUGAGUGACAUGAUUUUUGUAAUGAACCAAUUACCGAUGAUAUUUAACAUGUAUAGAAAUAAAUACUGUGAAAAUCCCCGACAUAGAUUUUUAUGAAAACGGGGGUCGAACAUUUGUGUACUAAUAAAUCAUGGAAUGAUA
Molecule: messenger RNA, 9851 nt
Organism: Hyalella azteca
Lineage: Eukaryota; Metazoa; Arthropoda; Malacostraca; Amphipoda; Hyalellidae
Product: inactive rhomboid protein 1
Exons: 18
Coding region: 17-4270 (1417 amino acids)
Biological process (GO): regulation of protein secretion; regulation of epidermal growth factor receptor signaling pathway
Cellular component (GO): endoplasmic reticulum membrane
Molecular function (GO): serine-type endopeptidase activity
Source: RefSeq, a predicted model, not a curated record